AUGAGAGCUAACACUCAGGCUACUGCUAAGGGCGCUGAGAUUCCUAACACCACCUUCGGUUACAUUCCCUGGACUCCGGAGCUUGACUCUGGUGCCGUCUGCGGUAUCCCCACCACCUUUGAGACUCACAAGGAGUGGAAGGGCAAGAAGAUCGUGGUUGUGUCCAUCCCCGGUGCUUACACCCCGAUCUGCCACCAGCAGCACAUCCCCCCGCUGGUCAAGCGCUCGGAUGAGCUCAAGGCCAAGGGUGUCGACGGUGUCUACGUGAUCGCCUCGAACGACCCCUACGUCAUGAGCGCCUGGGGCACCUUCAACCAUGCCCAGGACAAGGUCGUGUUUGCUACCGACAUCGACCUUGACUUCUCGAAGGCUCUCGGUGCCACCAUCGACCUGAGCUUCAAGAAGAUGGGCGAGCGCACUGCCCGCUACGCUCUGAUCAUUGAUGACCUCAAGGUGGUCGACUUUGCUUCGGACGAGGGCGACACUGGCGCUCUGCAGAACGCCUCGAUCGACACUAUCCUGACCAAGGUCUAA
Messenger RNA from Malassezia japonica, 534 nucleotides. Its product is annotated as peroxiredoxin type-2. The transcript has 4 exons. Gene Ontology annotation, molecular function: thioredoxin peroxidase activity. Gene Ontology annotation, biological process: cell redox homeostasis; hydrogen peroxide catabolic process; cellular response to oxidative stress. The record is from RefSeq and is a predicted model, not a curated record. Gene Ontology annotation, cellular component: cytoplasm; peroxisome; mitochondrion. Bases 1 to 534 code for a protein of 177 amino acids. NCBI's taxonomy places the organism in Eukaryota, Fungi, Basidiomycota, Malasseziomycetes, Malasseziales, Malasseziaceae.